Messenger RNA from Porites evermanni, 16836 nucleotides. The record is from the annotation of a GenBank genome assembly. NCBI's taxonomy places the organism in Eukaryota, Metazoa, Cnidaria, Anthozoa, Scleractinia, Poritidae.
GAUUUUGUAUAUAUGGCGAACACAGCUGACAGAAACGAAGCAUGCAUUUCUUGCUGCAAAUGUUCCCUGGAAUACCUCAGUGCUGCUUGUAACAGGACGCCGUUGUGUGUGGAUUGGGGAAGGAACGGAUGGGUGGCUUACGGUACUUGUCAUUCCAUUGCUUUGUGGCUUCCAAAGGUUCGUUCUUUAAACACUGUACUAAUGUUUGUAUGUUGUCUCCUUGUUCCACGUGCAUUGAUGGAGAUGAACUCAUUGCGUUAGUUUCUGCUCUUACUGUUACCUUAAUAAUAUCCUUUAAAAAUCAAUUUCUCUUAGUUAUCCUGUAUUCAGAUUUUACAUAUUGAGAGGGGUAGAACAUUUAUUUCGUCUUCGCAAAUUCACAGCUGUUGUUAUUAAAAUGGUAAACAUCUGCAGGACCCGGUUGUUCGAAGGCCGAUUAGCACUUAACCCGGGGUUAAAUGUAACCCGGGUUUCUUUUUCUUGUGUUCAAAAGCAUUUUAUCGGAUAAUUUUCUCUGUUAUUUUUAGAGCUUCCAAUUAUCAACUUGUAGACAAAAAUAAUUAAAACUGAAAUGUUUUUUUAAGCUUUCAAAUCUGAAUUCAAAUCUCGCACUAACCCUGGGUUUUCUCAACCCAGCUUUGAACAGCUUGGCCCUGUACAGUGUACGUGUGGCAAAUCGUCCAAAAGUCAACUCGCCCAAAGUUAUAUCGUGCAUAAUUUAGUGAGCUAAUAACCUACACAGUGAUGCAGUCACUGUUUUUCCAGGCUUAUUCCAUUUUCAGUGUCAAAGGAUGGCAUAGGUUCACGGCUGUGUGUCUCAGAUGUCUGUGUGCAAAUUAACUGUUUGGGUGAGAUGUCUUGUGGGCCACUUACUUGCUAGACAGAUUGCCAUCUGCAGAUCAGCCUGCCAAGAUUGCAAUCUGCAGAUAAGUCUUAAAUCACUAUUUUCAUGGAUAACAGUCAACUUUGUUCUUUCACUUUCUUUAGAGAGCCUUUCCACAUGGGAGUGUAAAGUAUAUUCUAAAUGGACAUAAGGAUAGGGUUAACUGUGUCAAGUGGAUUCCUCAUCCAGCGUUAGGUACAUGUAAGAUGUGUAAUACCUAUUAAAGACAUUAUACAAUCGUGCAUAAGCUCAAGGGGUAUACCGUAGCACCCAAGUAGCCUCCAGGUUGUCACUAAGAUUUUAAUUUGCCGGGUAAAUACAACACAUAGCUAGGGGUUUCUUCUGGUUCCAAUUUUUUUCUUUUUUCCUUUAAAAGUAGCCGGGGGAAAUCCCCGGCCCCUGCCUCUUAAUGACAGCCCUGAGCCUCAAACUUGGAUAACUCGAACCCAUCCCCCCGCCAGCCAAGGUCUGGAAAUGGGGGUCCUUAUAUCCCCCAUUCACGCUCCUUCUUAACAAAAAUCCUGCAUCCCGCACUUUUUUUCAUCGCUUUCCCGAAUCCCCUUUUUUCUACAUAAGUUCAAAAAUUCUAAUUUCUGCAAAAACUAAUAAAUGUAAGAUAUAGAUUGGCCCUUUUGUUGAUUGAUAUUUUUAGUUAUACUUCAGUAUGACAAAGCAGAGGGAAAGAAGAAGCGACAAGGGAGAGAGGAAGGGUUCUUCCCCCUCAUUCCCUAACCUCACUCCGUAGUUUUUUUUUCCUGCUCACUUUUCUUUGCACCCCUGUGCUAUCUGAAUGCCUGGAGCAGGCUAUUCUGGUGCUAGAAGACUCCUCUGUGACCGUAAUAAAGAAGGACAUCAAAACUUUUACCAUCUGGUUCAAGGGAGCAGAGUUGAGAUCAUUCUUAAAUUAAACUGAUCAAAUAAUUUCUUUAAGAGUUACAAUAAAAUGUAAAAAGCUUGGGCAAUUACUGGUAUGCGAGAACCAUCAGCCCAAUUCCUGUCAUGCAGUUGAAUUUGUUGGUUCAUCUGUUGAUUACUUGACAGCCUGGGUCAUUUUAUAGUUUGCUUUGAUAGGAGACACCACUGAACACUUGCCUGGUUGAUUCGCAUUUGCCGCUAUUUAAACCAUCUCACGAUUUCCUGAAUUCCUGACAGACAGGUAAAAAAUCCUGCAUCCCGUGCCUAAAUUUUGGUGAAUCCCACUGCGUUGGUAGGAGUCAAAAUAAUAAUCCCAUUUCCUGUCAAGCUAUUUUGUCUUCUCCUCGAUCCUGCACAAUAUUUUGGUCAAAUUCCAGAUCCCAAAAUACCCUUCCAGACCCUGACCAGCUCGCACUAGCCCAGAUUUUGUGUGGGAAUUGUAAUAUCAACCUUGUUCCCAGGCUGCUUUCUCACUUUCCUAGAAGUCUGGUAACAAGGUAAUAUUGCACAGGUUUCUCAUCAAGUUUAAAGUAGACAGCUAAGAUGUAAAAAUAGGUGGCUUGGUAACUGAGUGCUGUAGCUAGGCAAUUUCAGGCUUUCAGGCUCUCACUUUACCCUAACUGAAGUAGGCAUUUCCAGGCCAGCUACAGUGUAUUUCCCCAAAGAGUAGGUGGCUCAAACCUUCAUGUAGCCGGUUUUUAGCCGGUUGCUGCCACUUAAUGAGAACCGUGAUUACAGAUGAUGUCACCUUUAAUAGGAUAUUUUCGGUGUCAUUCAAUUUAAAGUUUGCAAACUACAGUCUGGCAUCUUCAGUCUGGCAUCUUCCGCCUGCAGUUUGCAGAUGCCAUACACUGGAUUGGCGUCGAGCCUAGCAGUAAUCAAUUUUCCAUCACCUGUCUCGAUGUUACAGGUGAUACAUCUGCAGUAUCAAUUCACCAAAGAAGAGGUUUCACACUGAUACUAACUUUUUUUUGAGAUCACUGCAAUAAACUCAAUAUAACAAUCUUUCUCACAUCCCCAUUUUUGUUCUUUUCACUUUCAGGUGAUGAAUAUGAGUUAAUUUCAGGUUCAACAGAUAAAACAGUGAUUGUUUGGCAGAGGAAAACUACUGAAGACUAUCAAGUAUGCGGAGUGUAUCCAAUACUAUUAUUUUUUAUUUGAGAUCAGUUCAUUGAUUUUUUUUGUUAAAAUGACUUUUUAUUGGAUAAUUUACAAAUGUACAUGUAUGUAAGGAAAUGCCAAUAUUAUCAACAAGCGUCCACUUGUACACUGUUCUCUGGACUAGACAACAAUCCAUCGUACAUAUACACCAACAAGAUGAAUGUCAUCAUCUGAAACUUUUACAGUCUUAUGACAUGUACAGAAUACCACUAAAAAUGGUAUACACAUGUACAUGUAUUUUUCAUAGUUGACACUCAUGAACAUGUGUACAGGUAUGUGUUACAGGUCAAAAUUAAAUUCAGGUUAAAAUGUAUUCUCAAUUUUUUUUGUCUUCUAGCCCUAAUUUAUGAUGAUUAAUUAGGGCUAGGAGACAAAGGGAUCGAGAAUCAAUCUAGAUUUAAUUUUGACCUGUAACAUAUGAAUCCUAUUAACAAAGUAUGAAGAUUACACUGGGAGAAUAUUGUCCCAAGGUCUUAAAAUACUGUACAUUUACAUGCAUAACGGACCUAGCUAAUAUUCUGAGUAAAGCUAACUUUUUCUACUAGAGAACUGGCCAACAUGGCUUUCAAUUGUUCCUGAGAGACAAUUUAAUUGACUUUCUCUUACUGUUUAAUAAGAGCUUUUAUGCUGUUGGUGAAAAAAAAAAAAACUUGAUUUCUCUGGACAGCAGCAAGCAAACAACAAAUGACACAAGUUAACACAAAGUUAACAUACUAUAGCUAUGAUCGGCGACAAAAUUGUUGAGACAUUGUACUUAAAUAGGGUAACUUCAGAGAACACAAGAAUCCGCACCCCUCCCCUGUCCCCUCCAUUCAAAGUUGGGGUGUUUGUUGUUUUCUAUAGGUAGCUAGAACAAGGGCACAACAUUGCACAGAGGGGUUGGGGGAGGAAAGCUAUAUUUCCUCCUUUUGAAGUUAAUAAAAGGUAAAAAAGCCCAAUUUUGAGCGAAGUGUCUCAACUCAUUUUGUCGCCCAUUGUAGGUACGGAGCUGUAAUCUCAACUUGAUACAAGUACAUUCCCUUAUCAUAAAUUUAAUGGCUCUUGGAUAGUCUGGGCUGCCUGUGACCUGAGAUGCAUGAAAGCAUAAUUAUAGUCCUUAGAGUGUCCGUCAUGAGAGAUAACUGCAAUGGAUAACCCUACCUCUGUGUGCUUAUGUUUUUCAUAGUGGAAAGUGUGUGCUAUUCUGGAAGGCCAUGAGGGAGCUGUUAAUUCUGUGGCUGCUGUGACUAUACAAGUAUCCAACAACAAUGCUGAUAUGAAAACAAUCAUAGUUUCAGCAUCUGCUGACUCAUCUGUUAGGAUAUGGCAAAGAAUAGGAUCUGGAGGUAUGAUCACAAUGAAGGUUUGACCUAGCCUGUAAAACAGGCACCAUUUUUUUGCAUUCUUUUGACAGGGAAGGCCCUCUCUUUUCAUGCAUGGUCUCUCACUCCAUGCCUACUUCUUACUUUGUUUGCUGGAAAAACUCCAAAAAAAGCCACUGUUGUGCAGGCAGCUAGGUUAGAUCUUACUUGCUGGGAGUUGCUUAUUAAUCAGAAUAAACAUAAUGUGCAUUAUACUCUUUCUACUGUGGUUAACUUCCAUGCAAUUAUUGUAUUUUGCAGAUAAGUUUACUUGUUUACAGACACUCUCUUUUGGCAAAGGAUUUAUACUAGCAGUGGCAGUUUCCAUUCUUCCUGGAACAGUUGGUAAGACAGUACACAAUCAUGUACUUGCACUCUGUAAUAUUAUCAAACAUUCUGUCAGUUAUGAAAUAAUUUUUCUUUUCAGAAUUGACUAAUUUUUGUCUCUGCUACAUGUACAUUGUUACAGGUCAAAUUUGAUUUUAGGUUGAUUAAUUUUUUAUUUAACCCAGGUUGAUUCUAAUUUCCAUGACAUUUAAUUGUUUUCUAGCCCUAAAAGACAAAGGAAUUGUAAAUCAACCUAGGUUUAAUCAAAAUUGACCUGAAAUAAAAUUUGACCUGUAACAUACACAACAUGUAGUUAACAUUAUAUUAUUGUUAUUAUUAUUUUGUUGUUGUUUAGUUCCAGUAAUUGCAUGUGGAGGAGAAGACAGCAAAGUUCACCUGUUCACACAAAAAUAUGAUAAGGUACCUGAUAUGUGAACCUUAGAGAUGAUAUGGAAUUAAUGUUUAUUUUAACUGUAUAAUACCUGGUACAGGUGAUAUACGAUGGCCCAUGUUUAUAAUUUGUUCACAAAGACAAUCUGGUGAAUGUUUACUGGCAUGAUUAUUUAUCAGUUAACUGAAAAUCAUGCCAUAAAAAUUAAUGAUGAUAUCACAGCAACAAGAAGAAGUAAAAUCCUGCUUUAUGCCCCUCAAACCCCGCUUAAGGGACACCCACUUAGACACCACAUUAUUACAGACAGUGCACUUCCAGCCUUACAAAUUCCAUUCUAUAUUAUUGUACAUGUUUAAAAUGGACACCCUGGCCCACUAAUAUGGUCCCCUUAGUGUCCAUGUUAACAGGGUUCAACUGUACAUCACAGAUCAAAUUUAAUAUUAUAAUUAAUGAUAAUGAUAAUAAUAAUGAUAAUCAUAAUAGUUAUAAUGACAACAACAAUGACAAUAAAAAUGUGAUCACCAUUACAGACUAUAUAAAAAUGUAUUAUUUAAGAAUUGUGCACUGGAAGGUCUUUAAUUAUGUCUAUUUAACUUGAGUACAAUUAUUAAUAAUUAUUCUUUCCCUGUCGUUUUGGUGUAGUUUGUAAAAGUUCAGAGCUUAUUGGGACACGAAGACUGGAUAAGAGGAGUUGAGUUUACAAAAGAAGGUUAGUGACAUGGCUGCUCUGAUAUCAGGGAUGGAAACUAAAAUUUUGGAGCACUCGCCAACUGGGCGAGUGACAUUCAAAUUGUACUCGCCCAAUCUCCUCUGUAAAAAAAAAAACAACAACAACAACAUCAACAACAAAAACAACAACGCUCACUGCAUAGAAGUUCACUCACCAUUAUGCCCUGAAAUGGACCGUAAUUCCAAACAAAAAGGAAACAGCAGCGAACUUACCUCAAGCGGAAGUGUUGAAAAUAGAGCUACAUAGCCACAUUGUAUACCGUAAAUGAUCUAAUAAACGCCCCCUCUCUAAUGAACGCCUCUUAUCUUAUUAACGCCCCCCCUAAGCUGACAAGUUUGUAUUAAACGCCCCUCUCCAACAAACGCCCCCCUUCCCUGAAAACCACACAUAAACUGGAAACAGAUGUACAAUACAAUCAAUCAAUUUAUUUGCAUUCUUGCUUAAUUAACACCGGUGUAGUAGUUGCGUCUUGCUCAAUUUCCAGUUCAAAGUGAGGAUAGUGUUCUUUAAUGUUCUUGAUCCCAUUUCAAGCAAUAACUAACUCAGACAUAGAAGAGGCCGGCAAUGAAAAUACCAUGGUGCUCGACGAGGACUCGGAUGUUGACAUUGAGCUAUAAGAACUACCAUUACGGUACCCUUUUCCACCAAUUUGUAUGUACCAUAUACCGUUAUGGAUUUGUAGAGAUAUCAGCAGACGGACUUGAUAGUCUGCUGAAGCUCUGUCAUUUAGAUUAUUAUAAUACCGUAUUUAGGUUACCGUGUUACAGUUAUUAGAAUAAACGCCUCUCUCUAUUAAACGCCUCUUAUCUUUUAAACGCCCCCCCCGCCCCCUGGACCCUUGAAAUUUAAUAAAUGCCCCCCGGCGUUUAUUAGAUCAUUUACGGUACUGUUACUUUCUUAGAUGCACUGUUUUUUGAAAACUCUCAGAAGUGUCAAAUCCCCCAGCCUCCCUCCUAUCCACCUGCCAUCUUAAAAAUUAACAACAGCCUUGCAGUGCCUUUAUUGGCUUGCAUUUUAAUCCCGAGUUAUGUACAUUUACUACUAGAUGGAAAGACUUCUUUUUCUCUUUUCAGAUCGUGGGGACCUUCUUCUUGCAAGCUGUGCUCAGGAUACAUUCAUACGAAUCUGGAGAGUUUCUUCUGAUAACAAAGUACAAGAAGCUGAAUCUGAAAUCUUGUGUGAUAAGAUGCCUGAACUAAAACUGACAUCUAAUAUUUUCUCUGUUGCUGAUAAAGGUGUGAUAACUAAUACUUAUUUUAAUAAUUUAGCAUAGGAUACAGUGUACAUAUAUUCAAUAUGUUUAUAAUAAUUUUUCAUUAUUGUCUAGUUGUCACUCAAGAUAACUUAUAUUUACAGCAGUUUUCUUAAAAUAAUGAACUUUUAAUUGAUAGGAUUAGAAAGAGAAUUUUCGGUAGUGUUGGAAUCAGUAUUAACAGGACAUGAAGGCUGGAUUUAUGGUGUUCAUUGGCAUCCUGUUGUCAGGAAAGGUAACUAAACCCUCUGAUUUACUGAUUAUUAAUAAAUAUUAUUAGAAAUUGCCACUUAGUCAAAAUUUUUUUGACAUUUGGUUUGCCCCUUUUUUCUACAAAUUGUUUCCGAUGGGUAUCAGACAUUCAAAAUCCAAGGUGUUUUGGAAUUAAAUGUUGUCAUGCAAUUAUCACUUUAAUAGAGUACAUGACACUUUUCAAAUUCACUACUCUGCAUCAAGACUUUUAAAUGUUAAUGGUUCAAUUCUAUGUAAUAGUCCCAUCAAAGUUUUCAAUGUUUUAUUUUUAAAACACAUCACAUAGUAUGCAAUUAUAAUUAUAAUUAUAAGUAUAAGUAUUGUCAAAAUACUUUAUUGAUUUACAACAGUAGCAGGAUCUAAAUGUUUUAAGUUUCCUGACAUAUUAUUACUACUUCUAAGAGUGCCUUUAGCUUUUUUCCUUGGCAUUUGUUUUAGUCUGUUUUCUAAUCCUUCAUGUGGUACAUGUACAUGUAUAUUGAAAUUUGUGGUUAUUUAUUAUUAAUCAUAUUUUGAUGUCAGAUGAUGGAUCCAUCACACAGCCAAUGUCACUGCUCACAGCAUCAAUGGAUAAAACAUUAAUAGUCUGGACUCCAGAAGAGGACUCUGGUGUGUGGUUAGAAAAGGUACAAUUUUUGUAUAAUUCUAGAGCAUGAUAAGGGAAGCAUAUUAUAACCCACUGAUAGCUGAAAAACACAUACAUGUACAGUUUUUAAAAUAAAACCAAAUUUUUGUGUAUCAAAAUGUAGUUAGCCACCACAACUAAGUGCCCCAAUGCUUGUAUGACCAUGGCCGUGUACAUGUGUAUGGGGGCUGCCCUGCAAUAUAAAGGUGUCCAUUAGCAAAGUGUCUGCUCUUAAAUACUGGACUUACAUGUAGUAUGAGUACUGACCAAGAUAAUUGGUAAUAAAGAGUGCAUAUAUGGCUGAAUCCACAAUUGGGCAAGAUAAGAAAAUCCCAUGUUCUGAUUGGCUAUGUACCCAAGUGUGAAAGAUGGACCAUCUUGUCAGGAUUUCCCACAUUUGUCCCUGAAGAAAAAGUUCUCUUUUUCGCUAUAAAUUUAUGAUAAACCCUUUAUUUACCAAGCUUUAAUUUUUGGCUAAGAUGGCUGCAUGACCUUGGCUUCAAUCUUUUGGUUCAUAAAAAUGCAAAAAAAUCAAUGAAUAGAUCAAUGAAUAAAUAAAUAAUUAAAAUAAUAAUACCAAAAUGUAACUUGGCUAGCCACCUUGACCAAAAAAAGCUUGCUCAAUAAGCCCCAUAUGGUAACUCAUCACCAGACAUAAGAAAGAAAGCAGCUUUAUGAAUAAAGGGGACAAUGUGAAAAACGUUCCCAGCGAGGAAUGUCCACUGAUUUAAUAAAUGGAUGAUGCUAGUAGACUGUGAAAAAAUUAACAAACCCUACAAUGUAGUUUCAACAAUGUAUAAAUUUUAAUUCCCUGUAGGUUCGUGUUGGUGAGGUUGGUGGUACCACUCUUGGUUUUUAUGGUGGUGUGUUUAGUCCUGAUGGUCACUCUAUCUUGGGUCAUGGCUACCAAGGAGCAUUUCAUUUAUGGAACAAUGCCACUUGUGAGGUACAAUAACUGUUCUUGUAUAUUGAUUAAUCUAUUAGCAUGGUAAUUUCAGUGUUAGUGGAGUGAAGAAAUAUUUAUCAGAAGUGACUUUAAAUUUUUCAAAGUUUUGUCUUUGUUGGAAUUCGGCUCUAGAAUGCAUCAGUGUGUACUUGUAUAAAGUGGUGCGAGACUGGUUAUAAUUUUUGAAUUUGUUGCUGAUUGUUAGAGUGAGAGCAGAUGGGAACCAGGAGUGGCUGUCAGUGGACACUUUGGGCCUAUUCAGGUGUGGUGAUGACAAUCUUAGUUAAAUAAUAUAAUAUUUUAUUAUUUUUGAAUUGUAAACAAGUUUAAGCAGAACAAGUUAUUUAUGUUAACAACAGGGUAAGAGUAAGAGUACAAAAUAAUGUUGGAUUUUUGGUCAGCUUUUUGUGUCCAGAACUCUCAAUCACACCUGUACCAAUCUUUUGGCAUGAAUAGGUGCUGAAAAACACUAAAAGGAAUUAGGGAGUGAUUAUGUUUUUUCGUUCAUACACAUAGCGUAAGAAAUCUGAUUGUUAAUAAAAAUCUGUACAAUGGACGUACAUCUAUGUGUUCGUAAUUUCCUACUCUUUGUCCAAUCUAAACCACUGUAACCUUUUCACUUCUAUAAAUUCACAGAAAGUCCAAUUUUUUUUUUCGAGAAAUCCUUAGAAACAAAUAAUAUAAAAUGUAGCACCAGGCAAACAAUUCUGCCAAAAGAUUUCAUUUGAGUAGUUAAACCAAAGGAUUUUUUCCACCAGUUUAAAAGUAAGUGUGACAUAAUUAUUUUCAUCGUGCCAUACUUGGUCUGGUAUAUAAAAUGUAGCACCAGGCAAACAAUUCUGCCAAAAGAUUUCAUUUGAGUAGUUAAACCAAAGGAUUUUUUCCACCAGUUUAAAAGUAAGUGUGACAUAAUUAUUUUCAUCGUGCCAUACUUGGUCUGGGCGUAAAAGGGAUAUUAGUGAGUGCUCAAGUCAGUCUAAAGUUAUUAAUUUUAUUGUAGGAUAUUGACUGGGAUCCUGCUGAUGGACAGUUUCUUGUGAGUGUUAGCAGUGAUCAGACUACACGAUUACACGCAGCUUGGAAACAAGAUGGAUUACAGGUACAUGUAACUAUAGUGUUACUCUCCAAAUGACCACAUUCCAGUCAAACAAAUGUCCCAGAUCUUACGUGCCAGUAACCAGUUGUUUCGUCUAUUGGCAAAUGUACUCCUAAGAGACCAGACAUUGUCCCUUUGAGAAGUUACAACGAAUGACUCACCCCAUGCUAUAGGUCUAGCUUCAAACACCCUGCCCGAACCAACAACCAGGGUGUUUAAAAAACUGGUAAGACCAUGCUGGCUGUGAUUUAAGAUCAUGUCUCAGUUCAGAGGAUCGGGUCAUUGGGCGGUGACUUGAAGCUGUUAGCCUUGUCUCCUUCCUCCCUCUUUCAUUGGUCAAAUCAAAGGGGACGUAAAAGAACCCAUACUACUCUUCGAAAAGAGUAGGGACGUUUCCCUGGUGGUGUGGUCCUUCUUGCACGUACAAUUCGUAUUAUGAGCUUGGUGCGGGUGGGUUACAUUGAGCUCAUAAAUGAACUGAUAGCGGCUGCCAGUGGCGCUCUUGUGUGCUGACGUCCUUGCUUACUGUUAGCACGUAAACAUUAUUAUAUUGUCAAGAAGACACGCCUGUUGCCUUCUCAUUCAUGGCAGAUCACUCAUACAAAAUACAUACCUUCUUACAACUGGGAGUGAUACAUCAUUAGUUAUGUGCCACUUUCCAACCAAACACAGCAGUCAGAGCGUUGAUGUGUAUUGGACCUUUUAGUGGUUAAAGUAUAGCAAUAUAGUGUGAAAUAACAAUGUUGUUGGUUUUUCAUGGUAUUGUUCUCUUCAGUCUGUGUGGUGUGAAAUAGCUCGUCCACAAGUUCAUGGUUAUGAUAUGCAAUGUUUGAGCAUGCUCAGUAGGUACAGACUGGCUUCUGGUGCAGAUGAAAAGGUAAGUGUACAUGUAUUAAAGAUGGCUCCAUUGAUUUUGUUCUUUGAAUUGUUUGCACUUUUCCUUUCGCCAUUAGCGAGUCUGGUUUUGGUUCAGUUGGAAUCAAACUGAAAAAACAACCAUUCUAAAACUUCAAAACAUGUUACAUCUGUUUCUUUAAUACUAAUAAAGUUUCAAUAAAGCGUGAAUUCAUUUUGCCACGAAGUCCCCUCAUUAAAUUAUACAUCUGACCCUUUAACUACAGGCACCUUGGUUAAUUUCCAUCACCUUUUUCUUUAAUCUUUAAUCCCCAUUCCCCGAAAAAAGGUCAAAUAUUAAUGUUGUGGUUCAAUUUAUCCUUGGUUUAAAUUUUAUUUCCGCUUGUUUCAAACUCUUUAAAUCAUGAAUUGCAAGUACUAUACUUAAAAGCAGAAAGAAUGGGCGUAAAAUCAAGGAUAAAGAUUCAUUGUCUCAAUUUUUGUUAUUUACAAUGGUGUAACUAAAUGUGUAUAGUUUGGGCUCAUUGCAGGUAUUAAGAAUAUUCACCGCUCCUCGCCAGUUUAUGGAGACGUUUCAAAGACUUUGUAAAGUUCAAGAAAAUAGCAAGGCAUGUUCUGGUCCAUUGUCAUAUCUUUAGACUUUCUCAAAGUCCUUCGCUUCUCAUUUCCGGUUCCGGUAGUUGGCCCCAGCGCGAAGCUCGCUCUCUCGCUCGCUUUUUCCGCAGAAAACAUAAAAAAUCUACCGCUCGCGCUUCGCGCUCGUAAAAAAAUCGAGAUCAACUUGUAGGCAAGUCUAUCAUAUCUCCUACAUCCCACCUGGCGGGCAGUGAGGUCGAGUGUUUAGCGCACGCGUGGGACUUGCACUGCAAUUCUUGCAAUCAUGAUGAGUCGAUACCCAACCUCAUCCGAGGUUGGUCGAUACCGAGUUACAGUCCCUUUCUGACCAUUCAAGAAAUAGAUUCGAUGAAGUUGGCUAAACAACAGAUUAAAAUCCAAUUUUGCUCCAUGCAGAUUCAGAACAGUUUACCUAUUGGAGCCAGUGUGCCUGCUCUUGGACUUUCAAACAAAGCUGUUUUUGACGGUGAGUAUUAUUUUACAGCUUAGUUGUUAAGGGUUUCCACCGGGCACUGUGGUUUUUUCUUCUUCUUUAAAAGCAAUUCUUUCAAGUUACAACUCGUUCUUGAAUGAGCCUUUUAAUAGCUCUUUAAUAUUGGUAACGAAAGAUAAUUUACUUUACUUUUUUUCUGUUACAACUCUUUUUGUAGGUGACUUGGAUAGCUUGAGAAGAGACCUUGAAGAUCCAGCCAGACCGAUGAAGUCUUCAGCUUUUGCGAGUGAAGAACCUGCCCCCUUUACACCUGUCUCAUUAAAAGGUUUGGCCAGAGUUCCUGUGGCGUGAAGCAUGUAGUAGUGGCGAUACUCACCCAGAAGGGAUAUGAGGCCGUCGAGCUUUGGGGGCUGAAGCAACCACGAGUUGAAUUUUUUAAGGAUUGUGUCCAAGUUCAUUUAAGGAUAAAAAGCAACGCUAUUAAAACAUGACGUUUCGGCGACGUCACCAUUAUCAAAUGCAAAUAAAAGAUACUAUGAAACGAUAUAGGAAACGAUGGUGUGAAACACAACAUGAAAUUUGAAGAACAAAAGAAUGAAAUAAUGAAGUGUAAAUUUUUUUGGAAUGGAAUCGGUUGAGUGUUUAAGGUCAGCCUCUUUUCCUUAAUUAACAUUAUCUCAUAAAUGAGGCACUCAAACUUUCCUCGGCAUUUCUUAAGGAUCUUAAAACAUUCUCGGAGAUUAGUUGGCUCUUGUCGGUGUUUUUCUUUGAGGUGUUCGCCAAUUACAGUGUCCAAAUUCAAAAGGAGAAAGUUAACAAGUUACAAGCACUUACCUACAUUCUCGUUAAAGUUGUUUUAGCAGCCACCGAAAUCAGAGGCCUUUUUGAGGUUUCUCAAUUUAAUACUUUGGAGAUGAGGUAAUUUUUACUGAUACUUGUUUUCUUGAUCGUCAAACAGAACCCCCUACUGAAGACAUAUUGCAACAGAACACUCUAUGGCCUGAAGUGCAAAAACUGUGAGUUAAAAUUAUGUUUUUGUACAAUAAUCUUUAGGAUAAGGAAUAUGCCAACAAAUCGGUGAACAGCAACAACAACAGCAACAUUAUCGCUUACUUAUAUAACUUUAACGAGGGAAUUUUUAUCCAAGUGUAUUGUUCCUUUGUUGCUUCUUAAGUAAUAGGCCACUUCCGAGAUCCAAAAACCCUCACUUUCAAAAUGAGGCUAGGUGCACAACCUUUCUUGUGAAAAUGAGUUUUAUUUGCACGAGAAUGAAAAAUGAUUUCCAUAUCAAAAGCUGAGCUCCUACCCUCGCUUUGAAACCGAGGUCUGGGGGAACUCGGAAAUGGCCUGUUGGAAUAGCGUUGUUGGCAUUAAAGUUCCGAUUUCAUUUACAUGUAGUUUUUUUCCCUUUUCGGCUGUACAGAUAUGGCCACGGGUACGAAAUAUUUUGUGUUGCGUCAAGUCCGGAUGGCAAAUUACUAGCUUCCGCUUGUAAGGUUUGUAUUUGUCCUUCUUUUACUCCGCAACUGACAUUGGUUUGAACAGUGAAAGCAGAUCUUGCUUAAAAAUAUAUUAGCAGUAAAGUUAUUAAGCUAUUUUCCGCGCUACAUGUAGGCAUCGACUGCUAGUAUGGCAACGUGCUCGAUACCUUUUGUGUGUUUUCACGCGCUUGCUUCUGGUUGCAUGCUUUUGUAUCAUUUUUGCUUCAAAUUUCGGAUUUUUUUAUCGGGACCGGUUGCCUCUGGUAGUGUGCAAACCCUUAAUUCUUGACAUGAUUCAAUCAAUCAAUUUCAACAGCAUGAUGAAUCAAAAACUGUUUCUAUUUUCUCUCUCUAGGCAUCAAAACCGGAACACGCAGCGUUAAUAUUAUGGGAUACAGCAACUUGGAGGCAGCUAUGUUCACUUUCCUCUCACACACUCACAGUUACACAGAUAGCUUUCGAUCACAGCGGUCAUAGGCUACUCUCUGUAUCACGUGAUCGAUGUUGGUCUGUUUUCAAAAGAAAGGAUGAAUCUGCGGAAGGUCUGUAAUCGCUUUUAAUCCUAGGGGAAAGUAAGAUUUAAAUUUCAAGUGAAAAAUUUGACAAGGACUCAAGUGUGUUUGUCUGUUAUAGGCAACAUGUAUGUUAGUUAGAAUAAUUAAAGAAAGGGUAGACCAAGUAACGCUUGCUGUAUAGAAAGAACAUGGCAACAACAUGCUCACUUCUACGCAAAGAUCUCGUCUUCAAAACAUUUGCCUCUUCCUUGGAAGUUUCAGGAUAUAAUGGGAAGUUUAUUAUUGCGGACAAUUUUUAUGUUAUAGUUGUCAUCUGCUGUUGCUAUGGCGGCUUUGAGGCGGUAGUAGGGCUUUUUUAUGCAUGUUUUGCGCCUGGAGAUAUUUUUUACUGAUCAAACAAAAAUAUGUGGCUAAUGUUUUCGUUUGAUAAUGAAGAAUCAAGCGAAUGGAGGAGGGUCGGUCUUGGCGGAUAACGCUCUCCUCUAUUAGCCUUGGACUAGGCUCCUUGGUUGGGAAAAAGGCGAAAGAAAAAUGGCGUGAAAGAGGUGGCGAGCGAAGCUUGCCGAGCAAGGGAUACCGAGCCAAAUCCAAUAAUUGCUAAAUAUUGUGUGUUUUCACAUUACGUCAUGGCGGCCAUAUUUGUGUCCCAAAACAAUGAAACGGCGGCCACGUUUGUGUCCCAAACCAGUCCUGUGGGAGUUGAACUCUUUUCUUAUGUAAACGCUUUCUUUAAUUUGCUCCAUUAAGUUUGAAUAGUUGCUGGCAAUGUUAGUGAAAACACAGAAUAGGCAUAACGAUCUAUUAUUUUCCAGGACCCCUGUUUAGAUUAGUAACGCGGAGUGACAAAAAGAACCAGCAUGCGAGAAUAAUCUGGUCGUGUGCAUGGAGUUCAGAUGACAAAUACUUUGCUACUGCGUCAAGAGACAAAAAGGUAACCUUGAAAAUUUCGAGGGGGUCUUUCCAUCUAGCAUUCUGACAAGUGAGUAGGUUGUGACUUCAGCCUUCGCUGUACUGAUUUGGUGUUAUGUAUCUAUUAGGUUAUUAUAUGGGGCGAUGUUAACCUUCCCAGGGACAACUGGCAAGCUGUUUCCAGUUCUUUAGACGUGGGCGAACCGGCCACCGCAGUGGAUAUUUCACCUGUAGUUACCAGUAACUGUAGGUAAGUCUUAAACACCUAUGAGAUGAGAAAUGGAAGAGAAUUCAUAUGUUGUUGUUGUUGUGAUUUUUCUUUUCGUCGGUUAACAGACACCCUUAUAAAAGCUAUUCUGUUUGAAUGCUAGCGUGCUAAAUUUUUACUCCUUAGAUGUCUUCUAUUUUGUUGAUCUUUUUGCUAACUGUACUAAUUGAAUGCCUUGCGAGAGGUCCCUAAUUUUUGGGUGGAUUUUAAUGACUCGCAUGUUAUAUUUUUCACGCUAGGUAUACUGUUGCUGUUGGUACCGAGUCUGGUCGUAUCGCUCUUUAUUCUUGGUAUCUAAAUGAAGAUGGCAGACGGUCUGGAGGCUGGAAUCUGCUGCAUGCUUUCGACCAAUCGUAUCCUCUAUAUGUAUACACUGUAGAAAAUAGCAGCAACUUUGCGAUUCUAUACAGCUCUUUUUUGCAGGAUUCAAGUGAUUUUAUUACUUAAACAGUUAAAGUGAAAUCGUGGAUUCGGGAUUCGGUACUUUAAGCACGAUUAGCUUAGGCUUCUGUUUUCGGUAACUACAAUAAGAGCGUCGCGUCCUACCUCUCUCUGGUCCAUCCCCCGGUCCCCCACCCCCCCUCUAUCUCUCCCUCUUCUUCGCCCAGCCCUGAGUGGGAUGCAGGUCCAUCGCUGUGUACUCUGAUGCUUUGUCACCCGCAUCAUUUAUCCUACUAGGGAUAGAUGUUAGCCUGCGAAAACAGCCGUUUCUCCUCGCUCUUCGCCGCUCGGGACUUUUCCUCGCAAAACGUCCCCAGCGGCGAGGGGUGAGGAGAAACGACCGUUUUCGCAGGCUAGAUAAAGAUGUUCCUUGUCAGGACAACCAAAGACAAUAGGCCAGAUUCAGUUUUUUAAAAUUCAUACUUGGCUCCGAGGCUGUUGGGUAACAAACAAAAGAAAUCGCAUUGAGAUUCAGGGCUUAAUAAUUCAUUUCUAUUGUUUUAUUCCCCCGGAAGAAAUGUUGAUAAAACGAUUCUGGCCUAACAUUGAAUAACUCGGUAAUAGCAGCCUUAUGAAGUAAUACGGUGGUGCCGCUAUGCCAAUCUCGCUCCGCCUGUUGCAGGCCUGGCUUUUAUUUUAGUUGUCAACAUUAUUGUUUUCCUUACAUCAAGUGGCUUAUAAUGUACAGGAUUUGUCACGUGCUCACAGUACGUCGGUUGCGAUGGAGAAAAACUAGUGAAUAUGAAGAUAACUCUUGUUUACAGUUGGCAAGUUGCAGCUUGGAUCACAGCGUUCGAAUAUACAAUAUCGACAUUACUAGUUGACGAACUGUGGUCAUGGAACUGUCUGCGUGCUAUUCCCCAGUUCAGGCUUGCUCUAGGGAGAAUGGGCGCAAGUUUUGGGUUUAGUGAUUUCUGGGAUCGAAUGGGUGAACAAACUUUAGUUAUGAUUGGUUGAUUGAUAGUUUUCAAGGCAACCCUUUAACCAAUCAUAAAUUACCCUUCUCCACCCAAACGAUCCCAGAAAUCGUUGCGCCGAAAGCUUUAACCCGAAUGGGAAAUACUAAGAACGUUUGUCUUCCAUACACAAACAAGAUCUGGGCUCACACCGUUAGAAAACGCUGAAAAAUUGUAGGGUCUUUUAACUAUACAUCAACAUCUGAUUAUCCGCACGGGACGUUCAUUCAUUCGAGCGGCGCUUUUACCCUUCACUUUCUGCUAAAAGCGAUCUGAAUAACACUUUCCGUCCGUUCCUAGUAAGUUAUCCUGCAGAAUUCAGAAUACGCCUUUACAGUCUCUGUGUUGAUUGGAUAGAAGAGUAACAAACUUGAGUCCAGUGAAAAGUACGGUGUCUUCUGGUUCAGUGUCAAUUCAGCAUUCUAAGGGCAGAUGUGGCCUGGAA